GGACCCAGUCCUCCAUCCUUCCGUCUUCUGUGUUUCUAGUGAAGAAGCCUCAGGAAGCCACACGCAGCAUGUACCUCGACAUCUGUACCAGGUACCUGGGAGACCACGAUGCCACUAUGUCCAUCCUGGAUAUAUCCAUGAUGACUGGCUUUGCUCCUGACACUGCUGACCUCAAGCAGCUGAGCAGUGGCACUGACAGGUACAUCUCAAAGUUCGAGUUGGACAACAAGGCCUUCUCCAACAAGAACACCCUCAUCAUCUACCUGAACAAGAUCUCACAUGAUCAAGAGGACUGUGUAUCCUUCAAAGUUCACCAGUUCUUUAAUGUGGGGCUCAUCCAGCCAGGGGCAGUCAAGGUGUACUCCUAUUACAACCUGGAUGAGACUUGUACCCAGUUCUACCACCCAGAGAAGGAAGACGGAAUGCUGAGCAAACUCUGCCACAAUGAAAUAUGCGGCUGUGCUGAGGAGUACUGUUUCACGCACCAGUCAGAUGACCAGGUCACCCCAGAAGACCGGGUGGUCAAGGCCUGUGAGCCAGGAGUGGACUAUGUGUACAAGACCCUUCUGCUCAGGAAGGAGCUGUCCGAUGAUUAUGACGAGUACAUAAUGGUCAUCAAGCAAAUCAUCAAAUCAGGUCAGCCCUGGGCUGCCUUCUGUCUUUCUGUCUUCCCCUCCCUCCUCCUGCCUCCUCCACCCCAGCUCAGCGUCGUUCUCUCUCCUCCAGGCACCGACAAGGUACAGCCUGAACAGGAGCGCAGGUUCAUCAGCCACGUUAACUGCAGAGCAUCCCUGAAGAUGCAGGAGGGGAAACACUACCUCAUAUGGGGCCCCUCCUCAGACCUGUGGGGAGAGAAAUCCAACAUCAAGUACAUCAUCGGGAAGGACACCUGGGUAGAGCUGUGGCCUGAAGCGGACGAAUGCCAAGACGAUGAGAACAAGAAGCUGUGCAGGGACCUGGCCAGCUUCAGAGAGAGCAUGAUCCACAUUCUCAUCUGAAUCUUUGCCUCCUCU
Messenger RNA from Myotis davidii, 1013 nucleotides. Its product is annotated as complement C3 alpha chain-like. Gene Ontology annotation, cellular component: extracellular region. The coding region runs from base 69 to 998 and encodes 309 amino acids. Gene Ontology annotation, molecular function: protein binding. The transcript is spliced from 8 exons. The record is from RefSeq and is a predicted model, not a curated record. Gene Ontology annotation, biological process: complement activation. NCBI's taxonomy places the organism in Eukaryota, Metazoa, Chordata, Mammalia, Chiroptera, Vespertilionidae.